Molecule: messenger RNA, 2323 nt
Organism: Diatraea saccharalis (sugarcane borer)
Lineage: Eukaryota; Metazoa; Arthropoda; Insecta; Lepidoptera; Crambidae
Source: the annotation of a GenBank genome assembly
GCUCAAUCAAAUACUCCCAUAAAAAGUCACAACGAAAUAAUAGCCAUUCAGAAAAUGACAAAAGAAAUUCUUUAGUUGAGAGUUAGUUAGUUGUUAGUCUAAAGAAAUUCUUCAAACAUUUUCUGAAGCAUACUAAUAACAUUAAUAUUAAAUAAUUUUAUCAUAGCAUUAGCCAGAAAUAGAAUUAUUAUUAUCUCCAUUAGUUGCGAUGAAAGACCUUGACAUUUAUACAAUAGGUAGCUGAGGGUUUAUUGUUCAAACGGGUUAGUUCAGUCCUUCAUCGAAUUAUAAAAGAGAGAUUUUUGUGUAUUAAUAUGUUACAUUAAGUUUAAUUCAAAAAAGGCCCAAUAUUAAAUUAACAGAACAGAAUUUUUAUUUUUAAAUCUAUUCCGAAGAAAAAAAAUUCACCAUGUUGCUAAUCAAUAUAAUCACACUACGGAACAGAAGUUCGCCUAUGAACUUUGAUUAAUAUUAGAUUUUAUUCAAGGAUGUGAUUCAAAUCAUCUUCACUGCGAGAUAAAUAUAAUUAGGAGAAACAAGUUUUCGAAACGGUCGACUUGUUUAUUCAACCACAGCAGUCUUAUAGCGUGCAUAUCAACAAAUACACAUCCUUUAUGUUGUUCAGUGAAAAUAAUAAACAUGGAUAAAAUGAAGGACAAAAUGGAACUUCAAACGGAUAUUAGUGAUGUUAAAGUGAACAGUGAAGUUGAAGAUAAGAAAGAAAAAGAAAAAGCAAAGGAACCAUUUUCAUUGUCCAAAUUUAUAGAAAAGUGCUUUACAUUCUUUACAGUGGAACCGUAUUUACUGUGUUACAUAUUACCAAGUAUAAUAUGUUCGGUAGGAGUGCAAAAGUUGAAUAUGGAGAAAGCUUGUCGCGUUGAUUUAAAUUAUACAAUAGAUGUAUGUACCAAAGUGGUGAAUGGUGAUACCAGUGAUAACAUCACCGAAGAAGCCUUGAUCGGUGCUUCGACACUUGUAGCUGAUAUGACAGCUUGGAAAGAUCCACUUCAAACAGGAAUACCAGCAAUAUUCAUAUUGUUCGUCGGUGCUUGGAGUGAUAGAACUGGAAACAGAAAAGCAUUGUUACUUAUACCUAUAAUAGGAGAAGUUAUGUCAUUAGUUGGACUAAUGAUAGGAACUUAUUAUUUCGAUGAAUUGCCAUUAUGGGUUAUGGGCUUAUUCCAAGCGAUGUCUGCUAUCUUCACGGGUGGACUACCUGUUGCAAUAAUGGGAUCUUACAGUUUUAUUGCCGAUGUAACUACUGUCGAAUCCCGUACGUUUAGGAUUGGAGUUGUUGCUACAAUAGUAACUCUCGGCAUUCCUUUAGGUACUGCUAUCAGUGGUAUAUUAACCGAAGCAGUUGGCUACUAUGGCAUAUUCGGCAUAGCGAUUGCUAUGUACGUCAUUGGAUUUAUUCAUACGUUGUUCAGAAUUCAUGAUGUAAGAAGAACUAAAAUUGAGGGAACAUUUUGUUAUAAAUUAACACAAUUCUUUCAUCCCAAAAAUGUGUGGGAUACAUUGUCUCUAUUAUUUCUUAGUCGUGGGCGAAUGUUAGCCCAAAUAGCUCUAGUUAUUUGGGCUCAUAUUGUUAUAACGGGACCAGUGCAAGGCGAAGGAACAUUACUUUAUCUAUAUACAUUGAACAGAUACAACAUGGACAUUGUGGAUCUAAGUUUAUUCUCUACUUAUUCUACACUCGUAGGAAUUGCAGGAACUGCUAUUGCUGUAACGGUGUUCAGUAAAUGGCUGUCAAUGCACGACAGCAUAUUGGGUAUAAUAGCAACAACGAGUAAAGUAUUAUCUUCACUUAUAUACGGAUUGGCACCGACCAGGGAUUGGUUCUUCGUCGGCCCUGUGUUUGAUAUCUUCGGUAAUUCUGGAGUUACCGCUAUCAGGUCUUUGGGAACGAAAAUAGUCGAUGCAGAUAAUGUCGGUAAGUCGCAACAUUGAUGUUUCUUUUUAAAAAUUUACGCCACAAUUUCAUUUCAUGUUCUUUGUUAUAGAUCAAAACGUCUUUAUCUUAUUGAUAUGAUAAUUAUAUUUAUAUAUUUUUAAUUUCAAAUUUGUUAGUAGCCUUUACUUGUAUAUAAUUUAGAAUUACUUUAAAUGUUUAACCACUUUUACUUAGUUCAAAAAGUACCUAUAUAUAUAAUAUAAAUAUAAAAAAAUAUAUAUACAUUUAUUGUUAGUAACAAUUUAAGUGAAUAAUAACAAUUAAUUCUAAAGAAAUUAAUUAUAAUAUUAACAAAUUCCAUUCUAUACACUACAGAACAUACAGUUCAAGGUUGAAUAGGAAUUUUGGCCUUUUUUUAUCAUUUGUUGA